Bufo gargarizans (Asiatic toad) is the source of this 2173-nucleotide messenger RNA. It is a transcript of the gene IGSF8, whose product is annotated as immunoglobulin superfamily member 8. The record is from RefSeq and is a predicted model, not a curated record. The transcript is spliced from 6 exons. Lineage: Eukaryota; Metazoa; Chordata; Amphibia; Anura; Bufonidae. Bases 29 to 1924 code for a protein of 631 amino acids.
CUGGUACAGGGGGUGGGCGGGGUUGUCCAUGGGAUGGGCGUGUGUUACUAGAGGGGAGGAGCCGCUGUUAUCUCGGGCCCGUUGGACGCUCCGGAUGAGGCGCAGUAUGCAGUCUGCUCUGCUCCUCCUCAUCGUGUGUACUGCCGGGUGGUGUGCUGGCCGGGAGGUGAAGGUUCCUGGGGGCCCCCUGUACCGUGUGGAGGGGGUGGCGGUCUCCAUCCCCUGUAAUGUCAGUGGCUAUGAGGGCCCGGCGGUGCAGAACUUUGAGUGGUUUGUGUACCGUCCCGGGGCUCCCGACAUCUCCAUUGCCAUUGUCAGCACAAAGGACCCCAACUUCUCCUACGCUGUCUUCAGGCCGCGAGUCGCCAGCGGAGACGUCUCCAUCCACCGCCUUGGCGCGGACAGUGUGGAACUCCGCAUCCAGCGCCUGCGCAAGGAAGAUGAAGGCGUCUACGAGUGCUACACGCCAACCACCGACGCCCGCUACCUGGGGAGCUACAGCGCCAAGAUCGCCAUGACGGUGCUCCCGGACACCCUGCAGGUCUCUUCUAAAGGGAUGAAUAAGGGUCGUGUGUCGUCCCCGCUGCAGCUCCACCUGGUGGAGGGGCGAGAGCUGCACCUGUCCUGUUGGGCGCUGGCCACCACUUCGCAGCACACCCACCUCUCUGUGUCCUUUGGGGUCAGCGCCCCCGGCGCUCCAGUUGGACGGGACACUCUGCAGGACAUCAUUUCUGUGCGCUGGGACUUCAGCGUGGAGCCGGCCCGCUACAGGGAGCGCUACCUCAAUGAGGAGAUCCGGGUGGAGAAAACUGCCAACUCCACCUACAAAAUGGUGAUUGCCCGGCUGCGGCCACAGGAUGCCGGCACCUACCACUGCACCGCCGCCCAGUGGAUCCAGGACCCGGACGGCGGGUGGCAGAAGAUCUCUGAGAAGAGGUCGGUGCUGGCCCAGGUGUCGGUGCAGACAAUCGACUCCCAGCUGCAGGUCUCGUCCAGGCCUCGAGAACUGCACGUCCAGUCUGGAGACACCCUGGAGAUGUUCUGCAAUGUGUCCAUGCUGACACCCCCUCCCCUGGACCUCGUCUUCUCCGUGCAGUGGUGGGUGACAUCUACCACUGAUUCUCCAGGACAUUUGGUGGCGUCCGUGAGUGCCGAGGGAGCGGUGCAGCUGGGAGAACAGUACGUGGGGCAAGACGUGGGAGCGAGACACCUUUCUCUGGAGAAGAUCUCCCCCUCCCCGGGCACCUUCCGCCUCAGAAUAUACUCAGCUCAACCUGGAGACACCGGUGCCUACUACUGCCAGGUGACUGCAUCUGUCACCUACCCUGGAGCCCGGCAAGAGGAAGUGUCCACCAAGACCUCACCGAGCCUGACAGUGCUGAUGAGACCGCAGGACAUUGUUGUGAAGGCCUUCGUUGUGCUGGACUCCACCUCCAUCUAUCGUGGUGACACGGCGGUCUUGCUCUGUAAUAUCUCUGUGGACGCCCCAACGCCAUCUCUUCAUGUCGCGGUCGGCUGGUGGGUGGAGCUGAUUGGAAAGGAGCCACAUGAGAGAACAGGCAGACUGGUGGCAUCGGUGACCCGCCAGGGUGUGUCUGAGGUAGGGGCUCGUGUCUCUGGGGAGCUGAGCACAGACAAGGUGGGAGCGGAGUGCCACCGACUGCGUCUCUACAAUGUCCAGGCUGAGGACGAGGGAUCCUAUCACUGUGUUGUCACCGCCUGGCUCCAGUACCCCGACCACAGCUGGUACAAUGCCGCCUCCACCAAGUCCAAUAUCAUCAGACUCUACCCCUAUGCCCCAGCCCGUGAUCUGCUCCUGAUCCCCCUGAUCGGCGGUUUUGCCAGCGCACUGGUCGUCGGUAUCACCAUCUUGUCUACGGUCACCUGCUGCUAUAUCCGACAUCUGCGUAUACGGAAGAGGUGAAGGAGCAUCCAGGGGGGCCACACUUCUCCUCAUAUGGUGCAUGGACACCAUAUCUUUGUCAUGUGACUUUCAGAACGUCUCUCCUGCACUGAUGAUGUCAUCCUCAUUAAGCCCCGCCUCCCCUCAGCCAAUGGCGGUGCUUGUUAACAAUCCUUACUGCUACAUGUGAUUGGGGGCGGGGCUCCUGUGACUUCAGCGCCCUGGGCGGGGCCCUGUGUACAAACACCCAAUAAAAUGUGAAGUUUCUGA